Monopterus albus (swamp eel) is the source of this 1311-nucleotide messenger RNA. RefSeq names its product proprotein convertase subtilisin/kexin type 9 (gene pcsk9). Gene Ontology annotation, biological process: proteolysis. Gene Ontology annotation, molecular function: serine-type endopeptidase activity. The record is from RefSeq and is a predicted model, not a curated record. The transcript has 7 exons. NCBI's taxonomy places the organism in Eukaryota, Metazoa, Chordata, Actinopteri, Synbranchiformes, Synbranchidae.
AUGCCAGCAGGGCAGAUGAUGGAGGUAAUGGAGAGUGCUGAAGACAGGAAAAGUGGAAGAGAACUAAAAGGUGGCCUGAAGGAGCACCUACAGGCUACUGUAUGUUCCGUGCGUCACACCCCAGGCAGCGUGGCGCAUGCCCGGUCAGCACCUGGUUAUACUGCAUCAGGGGACGCACGAGUGUCACGUCCAGAAAGCCAUCAGGGUGCUGAGAACCAGAGCAACCAGGAGAGGAUACCUGCUGGAGACCCUGCAGUAAAGCUCUCUCAUGUCCACUACAUAGAGGAGGACUUGUCCAUCUUUGUUCAGAGUGCCCCCUGGAACCUGCAGAGGUUAUUGCAGCCUCAUGGCAACACCUCUAAAAACAGAACAUACCAGCCUCACUAUGAUGGAGGGAUGGCAUAACUGUAUAUGAUGGAUGGCGGUGUUCAGAGUUCUCACAGAGAGGUUGAAGGAUAAGUGCUCAUUAUGGACUUCAACAACGUCCCCGAGGAGGACGGAGUCAGAGUUCAUAGACAGGCCAACUGGUGAGACAGUCACAACACACACACUCCAGGGGUUGUGAGUGGGUUGGACUCUGGUGUUGCCUGAGGUGCUGGUGUUAAUCUGGUCUGUGUCCUCAACUGUGAGGGGAAAGGGACUGCGUCAGGAGCUCUGGCAGGUAUGGAGUUUAUCCAAGCAACUUUACUGGCCCGUCCAGUAGAUGUCGUGGUUGUUUUAUUGCCUUUCAGAUUCAGCCGUUCAUUAGACACAGCCUGUUGGGACAUGGUUGCUAAUAGAGUUGUGAUCAUCUUUGCUGCAGGGAACGUCAGAGAUGACACCUGCCUCUACUCACCUGCUUCAGAGCCUGAGGUUGUCACAGCACUGAACUCAGUGGACCAGCUCAUGUCAUAGGGAGCAGGCUGCUGCACUGACUUGUUUGCACCUGGAGAUGACAUUGUUAGUGCCAGCAGUGACUGCAGCACCUGUUUUAUUUCCUGUAGUAGAACCUCCCAGGCUGCUGCUCUACACAAACUCACACACAGACAAAUCAUAAAUAUCUGAAAACAGUGCAAUCCAUGUGUAAGUGUGUUAUAUUUUGGUUCAUGUGGGUAUAGCAGUGAUCCUGUGAUCAGAACCUGUCACUGGUGCAUGUUCUUGCAUUACUCCAUCAGUAAUACAAUCAACCUCCUCUCUGUUUGACACGCAUCUUCUCACUAAUCCAAACCUGGAAGCAGCCAUGCAUCGUGCAAACAACACACGUCAAUGACUCACAAAAAGGCCGCUCUUAACAGGAAAACAUACACCUAUGUGUGUACGUAUCUGGGAGAG